GGGUUAAGCGUAGGGUUAGGGUUAGGGUUUCUCUUUGGAAUGGACGUGGUGGUGGCAUCGCAUUCGCCACUCUCUCUCCCUCUUCCCCUGCUUUACUUCUCUCACGGAGUGCUGUAGAGAGAUACGGUUGGGAUGACGUCACAUGGCCGAGAUUUCUUACAUAUUUAAAUCAAGCGGACGAAAUAUCUCCCUAUUUAGUACGCUUAGAUUCUCUCUCUUCCAAACCCUAGAGGAAAGAUGGUUUUUUCCCCCCCUCUCCAAAUCCUUGUGGUCCUUUUUAAUUCCUGAUCGAUCAGCUGGUUUUCGUCCCAAUCAGCAGGCUUCUUCGGCCGUGGAGUAGAAGGUGAAUCGCUGCGGGAAAAGUGAUAAGAAUUACUUACAGUUUCCUUCCUUAAAUUUCGCUAGCUCCAGUUGAGGAAACUAUAGAUCACUCUACUCAUGAGUCGUGCAAGUGUUUUUCUGCCCUUUCCAGUUUUGUACUGGCAGUAUGUUCUUCUGUGAGCAAGAAUGUGCUGAAGUUAUUGUUAUGUCAUUUUCAUGGGAUGGAAGUAAGUUUGGUAAAGGAGCUAGGCUUCAAAGGAAAAGAACCUGUUUUUGACUCUAAUUCUUGUAAGUCACUGGUAGAAUUGAGAUCCACCGAGCAAGUUGCAGAUGAUGAUGAUGAUGAUGAAGCAAACAAAUGCGAGCAUUUUACUAUUCGUGGUUAUGUUGCCAAGGUCCGAAGGAGAGAUGCAAAGAUUUGCUGGCCUUUAUUUUUGCCUCAUAAUCAGACAUCAGAUGAACUUGUCAGCUCACUUCCUCCGCUACCUGUUACUAAAUUUAGAUGGUGGAAUUGCCAAAAAUGUCUUAGUGAGGCCAGUACUCCUGAAGAUGUGAUAGCAGAGGGAGGAGUUAUAAAAGUGCAGAAUGAUGGUGUGAAUACUUGCAACACAUCUUUUCUAGUAAAUGCUGAUGCAACAAAUUUGCUUUCUGGCUUACAACAACCAUCCAAAGAGAAAAUAGUAGAUGGAAAAUCGGUUGAAGCAGAUUCUUCUUUUAAUGUCAUUAAUGGUGAAUGUAGCCUGUCACUGAUGAAAGAAGGUCUCCAAAUACCCAAAGGUGGCCCAGGUAGAUCUGAAGAAAAUCAGAAUCAGUUAAUCAAACCUACUAUUUUUGCAGCAGAACCUACUAUUUCUCCAAAUGAAUGCAAGAUGCCACUGGGAGUAGAUAUCAACAUUCCAAAAGCUGAUGCUCUAGCUUCUAUUUCAGUUCACAUGUCUGAUCAUCAUUCAUUGCAUUGGAAAAAGAGGCACACAAAAGCAUCUGACAAUAGCAUGGAUUUGCCUACUGAUAUCAAUCACCAAGAUCAUUCCAGUGAACUUGGUGAUUCACAUGGAAAAUUUCACCACAAAAAGGCUCGGAAGGUGCGUUUCUUGGAUGACAUCAUAAGAAGUGAGGAGUUAUCCGUGUCCACAGUGGUUCACAUUUCCAGUGGAGAUGCAAAAGCCAGUCAAACUAAGAGUGGUAACGGCAGAAGCCCAGACACAUCAAAUUGGAAACUUCAACACCCAGGUAAUAAAGGCCAUCUAGCUACCCAAAAUAUUCAAGAAACGCCAAGCAUAGAGGGUUGGCAAAAUGAAGAUGAGGAGAAUUCUUUAAUGGAUUGGCUGAAGAAAGUCUCUAAAAAGGCUAGUGCACAAAAAGGGAAUCCAGGAAACCAGCACCUUGAUGCUACAGUUGGUAUAUCGUCAGGUUCAUCUUCUGAGCAAGGAUCAAGCAGAUGUAAGAAAAAAAGUGCCUCGGAAAAGGAAAACAAAAUGAGUCCAUUAAAUCCUGGGUGGCCUUGCCUUGUGCCCCAACAGGAUAGUUUCAUUGCUGAAGAUGAAUCAGCCAAACUUCUCCCUGCCAAAACUGUGAAUAACAGAUCAACAGGAUGCACUGUGUCUGAGAAGAGCUUGCAUCAUGGUCCCAAAAUUUGGGAAGGGACCAGUAAGAAAUCUAUCUUGAGUAAGAAGAAAAAUAAAGCACCUCCAUUUAAAGAUAGGUUAAAGGUGAAGAAAAAACCAAUAAAGAAACAACAGGCCAGAAGUUUGUUUGAACAGGAAGGUUUAGAUGACAUCCCAAUGGAUAUUGUUGAACUCUUAGCCAAACAUCAGCAUGAAAGAUGUCUGAUGAGUGCUGGUGUUGCUGCUGAAAGCAUGCAUAAUCUGUCAAAAAUGACUGGAAACAUGAGGGAUGGCAGUGAUUCGGAAAAAAGAUGUGAUGAAGGCAAGAUAUUGGACGUCGUACAUAAAAACCUUUCCCACCAAAGAUCUCACUUCAAUCAAGCAGUAGAGCCUGUCCGUACAACCAUGGGAAAUAACAGCAAUGCCGAUUGCAGGCUAAAAGCAUGUGAUUCUUCUAAUUUUUGUAAACAGAACCUUCACAUUGAUCUGAACCAGCAACCAACAGAGUUCCUGGAACUUCCGGAGUGUAGCGAAGAUCCACUUAGUAGACUGGAGCACCCUGUUACUGUCUCCAACAGAAGCUAUUCCCCUCAAAACUGUGGCCUGGACAUGAACAUGCAAACCUCAGGAUCAUGUAAUAGGAAUCAGGCAGUUGCAACUAAGAUUUCUAGCAGGAAUGACCAUGAUGGGACAUCAGUGCCAUUAAAUGACAUAGCCUUUGGAAGCAUCACCAGGAGGGUCGAUGCUGACUUCAAUUAUGUGAAAGUGGAUCCACAUGAUUCAUGUCUUGACCAAAAUAUGAAGACGGUUGGUCAAAAAACUGAUUUCCAUGAUUCACAUGAUUCAAAGUUUACUAGUUUGCAACUACUACUUGGCAAAGAAAAAGCUGACUCAUCAAUCAAUAUACAUUCAGCAGCUACAUAUUCUAUUGUGGGGCCAGGGAAUGCAUGUCAUUCAAGAACAAUCAAGCCACUGAAUUUAUACGCUAAUGAAACCAUGUCAGCAUUGCAUUUGCUCAGGCUAAUGGAUCAAACAGCAGGAUCAGGUGCAUCAUAUACAAAUCAAGCAGGAUCUAUUUUAGAGUAUGACUUAAAUUGUAGCAAUCAACAUCAGGAAUUACAGGGGUUAGAAGUUGGAUUCAGAAAAGAGAUGCCUAAACAUCCAUGGAGAGCUGGAUACUCUGAUCAAAAUCAGCAUCCAUGGAAUGCUAGCAAACCACCACAUCAUCCAGUUCUUGGAAUCAGUUAUGUUGCAUCUUUGUUGAACAAAGAAAUUGUUCCUCAAUCAAACAAUGGUCCAACACUACCGGGCUUGGAGGCCAGGCAUCCUGUUGAAUUGCCACUACACAAUAUUAUUGAAAAGGAGAAAACAGAUACCUCUUGCUCAGCCUUUCAUGCUGAAUUUGGAAACACCAAGACAUCUAUAUACAUGGGUAUAAAUGCCAAACAGAUGAUUCCUGGCUUAGACUUCUUUGCACAUUCUUCAUGCUCCCUCACAACUCAUGAGAUGGAUCAGGCUGGAUCUAGCAGUAAGAAUAGAGCAGAUCAGCCUCUGACAAGUCUCUUUGAGUUUGAAAACUGUGUUGUUAAUAGAAACCCUGCUGACUUCGCCACACUAGAUGAAGAUGAAUGUAUGAUAGGUAUCAACGAUCCAAGAACCAGGUAUAUAUCUCUCUCCAAAAGCCUGCCGUAUCAAACUCAUCCAGAUGGACACAAGCAGCGGUGAGUGAUGAAGGUCACUGCUUUAAAGUGCUUAUGAGGAACUAAAAUGUAUUGAAUUUGAAGCUUGAUGUUUACUUUCAGGAGUUCCGAUAGAUGUCUGAAUUCCUUUGAUGAUUACAUAUGCAUGUAUGUAUCUAUACUUGGGUUUAGUCUGCUUGUAUUGGCCCUCGUCAGUGUCUUGGAAUGGUUUUAAAAGUGCAGGCUGCUGCAAUUGAGCUGUUUAAUCGUGACUGGACUAACCUUUCCUGCAUUAGUUCUGUGAGCUGUACUGCUGGCAUGAAGAAU
This is a messenger RNA of Elaeis guineensis (African oil palm), 3931 nucleotides long. RefSeq lists its product as uncharacterized. Gene Ontology annotation, biological process: negative regulation of flower development; negative regulation of DNA-templated transcription; shoot system development. NCBI's taxonomy places the organism in Eukaryota, Viridiplantae, Streptophyta, Magnoliopsida, Arecales, Arecaceae. The record is from RefSeq and is a predicted model, not a curated record.